UACAGCAACAGUGCGUUUUCACAUAGGUUCAGUUACUGACAGGAGAGUAGUAGGACCAGUUAAACAGCCAACAUGUCAGUGAAACUGGAAGGCAACAUUUUAGUGACUGGGGCCAACAGAGGCAUUGGUCUGGAGCUGGUCAAACAGCUGGCAGAGAAGACAGCAGGAGAGGCUCACAUUUAUGCCUGCUGCAGAGAGCCUGAAGGAACCAGCGCUGAGACCCAGAGCUUGAUACGAGGCAGCCGAACAUCUCAGGAACUGGAAAAAAAAAAAAGUACCCUCAACAAGGUUAAUAUCCAAGAUAAAGGCAAGAUCUUUAAUGGGCAAGAUGUGGCAGAUGAGGACAGUGUGUCAGCUGCAGUCCAGGCUGUCAGCAAGAAGAUCGCAGCCGGUGGGUUGAACCUUCUCAUCAACAAUGCUGCUGUCAACAAACCAGCCUCACCAGCACCGCUAUCUGCCACCAGUAAAAAGGACAUGAUGGAGGUGUAUGAAACCAACGUGGCCGGACCAUUUGUCCUUGCAAAGAUGUUGCUGCCACUCCUGCAAAGAGCAGCAGAGAGAGACUCACCUGCAAAGGACAAUGGUAAUAAAAUGUCCUGCAGGAGGUCAGCCAUCAUAAACGUCUCGACCAUGUUCUCAUCCAUAGAGAAAUGCCCAGAGAACUUCCCAAUAGCACAGAUGUACCCUUACAGGACCAGCAAGGCAGCACUGAACAUGCUGACUCGCUGUCAAGCUGAGGACUUCAAGAUCCACAACAUACUGGUGGCAGGCAUCCACCCAGGCUGGGUUCGCACUGAGAUGGGAGGAGCAGAUGCUCCUCUGCCCUCCCAGGACAGUGCACUUUCCGUGCUCAGUGUGAUCUCAUCACUGAGCAACAAAGAUAGUGGGAGGCUUCUCGACUGGGGGGGCAACAUGAUCCCCUGGUAGUGGUCACCAUGACGACCACAUCCGGCCCAGAGAAAGAUGAUUUUUCAGAAACAAAAAAAGCAUAUGAUAGCAUAAAAGUAACAAAAACACUGAGGAGUUCUUCAGUCAGUUUUACCUCUCUUUUACAUGCGCUGCUGCUUGUCUGAAUUCAAAUAUAGCCCCAUGCUCAGUCAGCAGUCCAGACAUCAGCAAAGUUUCAUACAAGAGGGAUCCAUUUUCUGCAGUAGAAACUGUGUGUUCUUAUCAUCUGAAAUUGUUUGCUUAUAACUACUUCCUAAAGGCUGCUUUUAAAAAUAAUAAACUACAAUGACAAAACCUCA
Molecule: messenger RNA, 1247 nt
Organism: Stegastes partitus (bicolor damselfish)
Lineage: Eukaryota; Metazoa; Chordata; Actinopteri; Pomacentridae
Exons: 7
Coding region: 73-927 (284 amino acids)
Cellular component (GO): cytoplasm
Molecular function (GO): oxidoreductase activity
Source: RefSeq, a predicted model, not a curated record